This is a messenger RNA of Candoia aspera, 5309 nucleotides long. RefSeq names its product EF-hand and coiled-coil domain containing 1 (gene EFCC1). Gene Ontology annotation, molecular function: calcium ion binding. The coding region runs from base 52 to 1980 and encodes 642 amino acids. The transcript is spliced from 8 exons. Lineage: Eukaryota; Metazoa; Chordata; Lepidosauria; Squamata; Candoiidae. The record is from RefSeq and is a predicted model, not a curated record.
UGGUCGAAGAGACCCGCGAGCUGAGCUGUGAGGCGGCGGCGGCGGCCGAGGAUGGAUCCGCCUGAGGCGUGGGACCCCUAUAGCCGACCGGCCCGCCGAACCCAGUGGCUGGUGAGCGCCUUGGCUUACCACUACGGGCUGGACCGUGGGGUGGAGAACGAGAUCAUCGUGCUGGCCACCGGCCUGGAUCAGUACUUGCAAGAGAUCUUCCACCACUUGGACUGCGAAGGGGAAGGCAAGGUCCCCGGCGAGGAUUUCCAGACCCUCUGCCUAGUGCUGGGGCUGCAGGACGACGACGAGGCGGCCGCCGACCCGGAGGAAUGCGCCGGCCUCUGCGAGAACCUCUCGCCCGAGCUGACUUUCCGGCAGUUCCAUGCCAAGCUGUGCGGUUACUUCAGCACCAAGGCCGGUUGCAAGCCUCCGGGCCAGGGCGUCCCGGGGGUAAGCAGGCUGCCUCUGGGCAAGGAAAGCGAGCACAUCGAGACGCAGAUCCGGCUCCGCAGCCCGCUGCGCCGCCGGCGGGAGCAGGCUGAGGCAGGACGCCGGGCGGCGGGCGGGGGCUGCACGCGGAGCAGCAGCGCCCGGACGUGCUCCUCUUCGCCGCCCGAAUCGUGCUCCCGGGAGUGCUACGAAGAGAUCGUGGCGCUGGAGCAGGCGGAGGAUCGCAUCGUCAAGCUCGAGGACGAGAACGCCAGCCUGCGCGAGCUAGUGGAGGACAUGAGGGCGGCUUUGCAGAGCAGCGACGCCAGGUGCUUGGCGCUCCAGGUGGGAUUGUGGAAGAGCCAUGCACAUCAUAAGAAAAAUGGGACUUGCUUUAUAGGCAACCAGAGACAACAGGUUAACAAUAGAUUCCAGAAUUCCAAGUGCCUUCAGAGUGUUCUAAAGGAGGUUGAAUUAAUCCGGAGUUCUAGGGAUGGACAAAUUGAAGAAGCAAUUAGGUUUAACCAAGAACUGGAAAAGGAACUAAGGAAUUCUCAUGAAGCCCUCAUAGCCCUGGAAGAUUGUAACCACAGCUUAAAGAGAGAGCAGGCAGAAAUGAGGAAGAAAGUUGAAGAAGCAAGAUGUGUUAUCCUUAACAGCCUUGGAAAAGUAAAGGAGCUAGAAACUAAAGCUCAUAAAGUAUCCCAACUCCAGAUCUAUAUCCAGCAGCUAGAAUCAGAGCUACAGUAUUAUAGAUCAGAGGUCUUAAAGUGUCCAGUUCCCUCACAAGACAACUCAGAACAGAAGACAAAUGUAGCUGUGGAAGGACAAGAUAUCUUAUCACUUAUACAGCAAGAUAGAAGUUCACCCACUGGUGGUGCAGGAAUAUUGGAAAAUGUGGAAGAUCAGAUGUUUCGUUCUGUGGAAGGCCAGGCUGCAUCAGAUGAAGAAGAAGAGAAAUGGACAGGAGACCAGCAAUCCCAAAUGGCUGAAGUGAAGAAACUCCUAACUAGAUUUCCUUGUUGCAAUAGUGGAUGUGAUGACACACCCACGAAGCAGCUGAGGUCCUUUGGAAAUGCCAGUAGCAGUGGCCAUGAAAACUCCCUCGUGGAAUUAGUCCAGCGACUCUCAAAGUUAAAAGAGGACUUUGAGAUGAAAGGGCAGGAAGAAAAGGCCCUGGAAACAAAUAUGGAAGAGAUGAAAGGCCCAUUGCUAGGGGAACUACAGCAGAAGGUGGAGGAGUCUGAAUUGAUGAAGAUGGAAUUCCAGAUGUUGGAGACAGAGAGAGUAAGGCUGUCACUGGUGGAAGAAAAGCUCUUGGAUGUUUUACAGCUGCUUCAGCAACUCCGGGACCUGAACAUUUCUAAGCGCACCUUGGGGAAAAUCUUACUGAACACUUUGGAAUCCUGCUGUGACUCCCAACAUGGAAAACCACCUAUUGUUGAAGUCUUAGAUGCUCUCUACCAUGAGCUGGCUGCCUGCAAACUCACUGGAAGCAAGUCCCUUGAGAAAAUACCAGGACACCAGUCUUUGUCAAGCUCUUUGGUCAUCUCCUGUUGAUCAACAUUGCCCUCUAUUAUGUGUUGUGAUUAUCACUAUGGGCUCAAAAGUUACAGUGCGAAAACAUGGAGUGUUCUGCCAUCUAUGAAAUGGUCCAGUGCAAAAGAUGGAAUGGUAAAAUAAAUGGUAUAAAUAUAAAGAAAUAGGCAAAUGAAACAGAAAGUCCAGGUUUAUCAGUAAGGACUGACAAUGGGCCUUGAACAGAUUUUGAGGGAUGGGUCUCUCAACCUUUCUCGUGGGUCUUUAUACAAUUGAAUACGUUUGGAGUUUAAAUUUGAGAACCUAUACAUCUACAACAUAUAUCUGGAACCUGAAGUUAUGGACAAUAUUUCCGAAGUCCCAAAAAUUCUCAUUUAAUGUGUAAGUAAAUUUUAUCCAGCUGAUUGCUCAGUUCUUAUCACAUUAUUUAAGUGGCACCUGAAUUCUCCAUCUUACCAGUAUCAUUAAUACACUACAGGGAGUCCUCGCUUAAUGACCCUAAUUGGGACAGGCAACUCUGUCGCUAAGCAAAGCAAUCAUUAAGUGAAACAUCACAUUACCGCCGCACCUACUGAUGGCAGUUCUGGCGGUCCUGGUUGUGGUCAUUAAGUGAAUCACCCACAGUCAUUAAGUGAGAUAUCAUGUGACUGCAACUUGUGACCUGCCAGCUUCCCCAUUGACUUUGCUUGUCAGAAGCUGGCUGGGAAGGUUGCAAAUGGUGAUCAUUAUGACUGGGAUGCUGCGACAGACGUAAGUGCAAGGACCAGUCAUAAGUCACUUUUUCAGUGCUGUCAAAACCUCGAACAGUUGCUAAAUGAAUUGUUGUAAAGUGAGGACUACCUGUAAUCUAUCAUAUGCAAAAUAAUACAGUGCUAUUAUUACCCAGUAGAACUUUACUUUUCUGAAUAUAGUAGAGAAGAAGAAUUGCAUUUUAAAAAUUAUUUCACUACAGUUGUCUUUCCUUGGGCAUUUCCUUAUUGGGCAAUGCUAUGAAUGAAGAAAAUAAAAAGGUACCAAGAGAGAUUAUACUUUAAAUGAGGAAUAAAGCUGACUUGAAGUCUGCAGGAACUACUUUAGGGAUACCAGAUGUGGGCUACAAAGAUUUAGACAAUGGCACCAAAAAGAUACCAUAUCUACAGUAAUUGUAGCACUACUUUGUUUUUUAUUGGAAUCCUAAGAACCUUCCACUGGAGUUAAGUGCAAAAUGGGAGCAGAAAAACAAGGAACAGAGUGCUUCUGCAGGGAGGGAGGUAAAAGAAGCAGAUAGUAAUUUUUUUUUUCACACAAAAAUCUACUCUUCAUUUUAUUUUACAUUUGGAUGACAGCCACCUUAGUUACUGUAUUAAGGGAGAAAUCCUGUUCAUCUACCACAAACCACUCACAUCCAUUCCCACUAGUACCUCUUGAUCUACCUUCUGUACAUCCUUGCCUUGCGGCAAUCUAUAAAAUAGUUAUAGAUAGUUAUCACUGCAUGUACUUGGAGGAACUAUGCAUGUUAAAAUAAUAUGUCCGGAUGAUGUAUGUAUGGCUACUUGUAAACAUACAGCUUAUUUGAUUCUAGAAUUAUGUCUACAUUUUUUCAACUGGAAAUUUACAAAUGUAGUAUGUAGUACGCAAGAGCUUUUAACUACAAUCUUCAACCAUAGUAAAAUUUAGCUGGCUAUAUUAAAAGCCACCUUGAUUCUUUUAUAGUAUCCCAGUGCAGCAAAGAAUUUAGGGUAUUAUAAGCCAGACAGAAUCACAGUAAGAAACGUCAGCAGUCUCUGAUUAUAACUUUGAAGGUAUAUACAGUAAUUGGAUUCUUUCAAUGGUAUUCCUUCCCAUUGCCUACCUUUGUUGUAGUAGCCUGGUCUAUGUCCUGGCCUAACUUUUCAGUCAGCUCUGAGCAGACACUAGCUCUAUUCAGUCAUUCUUCAUUGUGGAGUUUCAUUGGCUUUUCAAGGAUUCAAGAUCCUUGUAAAGCCUGAUACUAAAUCAUGUGAGAUCGCAGGAGGAGAGCUGUGACAGUCUAUGGUAGCCAAAUCAUCAGAAGUCUCGUAGCAAUUUUGCAGACUAAAAAAUGUUAUUAAAGGCACAAACUUUAUUUAUGAACUGGCAGUUGGUGGCAUAUAUCACAUGAGAGGAAGAAUAUGGGAAGGAGCCUCAAACCUUGUGUGUAAAGUUGUUGGGACUGGUGAUGGUGGUGCUGUUAGUGUAAAUGUGGGGUCAAGGUAGACAGCUGAGUUUGUUACCUGCAACACCCCUGUAUGGAUGUGAUGUAUGCCAUCAUCUUGCAAUGCUUCUCUGGAUUCUACAUAGGGCAAACAGGCCAGCUUUACUCAGAAGAAUUAAUGGAUACAAGUUUGACAUCAAAACUCAGAACAAGGACAAAGUAAUAGCAGAGCAUUUUAACCAUCCACAACAGUCCAUUAUAGAUUUCAGAGUAGCUGUUUUGGAACAGAGAAACAUUACCAGCACAACUGAGUAAGACACUGUUGAACGUGCACAUAUCAAAAGGUUUCAAACUGUCUCAGAAGGUCUUAACAAGCAGUGGGUUUUUAAUACAUUACAACUGUUAAUUAUGAGGUACUUGUAUUCUCACAUGUAACCCGUAUAUUCUAUUCAUAACUACUCUGUCUUCCCCCCAUCCCAGUUUAGAUCCUGUAGCAGUUGAGCUACUCCAUGUACUUGAUGGAAUGAGCUGCAGUUUACAAACACGCCUUUUAAUAAGAUGUGCUAGUCUGAAAAGGUACUAUUUGCUGCCUCCUUUUUUUUAGUUCAUGAGAAAUCUACGUAAAUGAAAGCAUCAGAUUUCCUGCUGCAGAAGUUCAGGUGAUUGUUGGCAAUCAGUUGUAGGAGUGAGGCCAAUAAACCCUCGCUUCCCUGUCCCAUUACAUCAUUAGAAUUUGUGAAAAUGGCUCAUCGCCAAAAUACAUGGCAAAUGACUCAGUUCACCAUUCAUAGCUGGAUGCUUGACUAUCUCAAUCUGAAAUUAUUGAUCUGAUUUGGAGAUCAUGCUGCCCCAUGGUUUAACCAUGAUACCAAAUUGGUUGAGUUUGAUCAGUGUGCUAUGCUGUAGACAACUUUCCGUACGAAGUGGCUGAAUCACACAACCUGCAAAUCCCAUCCCAAGCCAAACUUUACAAUUUAGCACAUCUUGACUUUUGACUCCUGCAGGUGCCCCUGGCAAUCACUGAAUAACAAUAUGAACUUACAAGACAUGCGCUAGAUAAGUAUUUUUCUUCUCCCCAUUCUCUUUAUUUUCUUUCUGUAUAUAUUAACCAUCUUCCUUCAUGACAUGUUUCUGAGAAUUCCAUUGUAUUCCACAAUUUUGUAAGCUUUCAGAUGGACUAAUAAAGAUAUUCCCUCAA